GAUCCCAACAACUGUAGUAAACCUAAACGAAAUGUCAAGUCACAGGUAAAUCCUAAGUAUUUGUAGUAUUUCUUUGGGUUAUUACUGUUGCAAGGAAUAACGUUUUUAUAAUUAAUCAUCUCUCUUUGUAGUGCUUCAUGCUCAAGUGAAACUUCAGUCGACCUUAGCGAAGCCUUUCGAAUUAUGAUAUUGAACAAGCGUUUCGCGUGCUGGGAUGACUUUGAUAUCGCCUUAAAAGAGUUCCAAAAAGUAUGGAAUAGUAAUUUUAUCGCUUCUCAGACUACUUAUACUCGUUACAUUCACACGGAAAGCAGGUUGCUAAAGGAUGUCAGGUUUAAAUGCCUGUUUGUAACGUUUAAUUGUACGUUUGGUCAUAAGCGGAAAUCGGAAGGUUUGAAAGUGAAGCAAAAACCGUCCAAAUUCCGUAAUUGCCAAUCUAAAUUCCUUGUAAGACUAGAGGAGCAAGGAUAUGUCAUCAAAUCCUACAACAUGCUCCACAAUCAUCCAUGUAGUAGUUCAUGGAUGGUAUGUGAUCCAUGGACAAGGAGAUUAUCAUCAGAAGAAAAAGAGAACUUGAAGCCAGUAAUACUGCACUGUGAGUCAGCAGAUGAAGUUAUCGAAAGUAUUAAGGAGAGAACUGGUAAGCAAGUAACCGCUGCCGAUGUCAAAGGUAUGAAAGCUACACCCUCCACUGGUGAGUGUAUAUAAAUAUAUUUCAGGUUGUACUCGGAAGCAGGUAAUGCACAUGACGCGACAAAACGGUGAAGUUAGAGAGCAUGUAGAAAAUGGAUGUAUUACGGCAAUAUGCUUCAGCAGUUAUGACCAGAUACGGUUGUACAAUCAAUAUCCCGAAGUCGUGUGUAUUGAUUCUACGUAUAAAACUAAUAAUAAAAAGUGAAUAUGA
Messenger RNA from Schistosoma mattheei, 904 nucleotides. NCBI's taxonomy places the organism in Eukaryota, Metazoa, Platyhelminthes, Trematoda, Strigeidida, Schistosomatidae. The record is from the annotation of a GenBank genome assembly.